Molecule: messenger RNA, 1707 nt
Organism: Dendronephthya gigantea
Lineage: Eukaryota; Metazoa; Cnidaria; Anthozoa; Malacalcyonacea; Nephtheidae
Product: RNA/RNP complex-1-interacting phosphatase-like
Exons: 11
Coding region: 98-1375 (425 amino acids)
Biological process (GO): protein dephosphorylation
Molecular function (GO): protein tyrosine/serine/threonine phosphatase activity; polynucleotide 5'-phosphatase activity
Source: RefSeq, a predicted model, not a curated record
CUGGGCCAUUCAGCCCAUUCUAUCCCAGUGAACCCCAGGUUUUUCGCGUACACGCAUGCGCACUUCUGGCUGAAUCUAGUAAAUACAAAUAUACAAUAUGGCGUCAAUUGGAGAUGUUCGAAAUGCGGCUAAGAAAUUCACGCUUAUACCAGCUAAGUGGAAGGAUUAUAUUCCAUGUGGCAAAAUUAUAGCUAAUGAGAGAUUGGUGCCAUUUAAAACUCCACUGUCAGAGAAAUAUCAUUGCACAGGAGAGGAGACUCAUCCAGAAGACUGCUUACAAAAGAAUGAAGAAUUCACCCCAAAAGAUCUUUGCAAGAUUUUUGAUGAAAGAGGCAACAAUUUGGGGCUAGUUGUUGAUUUUACUAACACGAAACGUUAUUAUGAUGCACAGGAGUUUAUCAAGCGUGAAAUUGAUUACAAAAAAAUUAAAUGUGAGGGCAAGAUAAUACCACCUGAGAAGGUGGUCAAUAGAUUCAAAGCUGCUGUCUUAUCAUUUUUUAAGGAAACCCCAAAUUCUGCUUCUGUUGUGGGAGUUCAUUGUACUCAUGGUCUUAACCGAGCAGGAUAUAUUGUAUGUAGAUAUUUGAUCGAGUGUAGAGGAUACUCACCAAAGGAAGCUAUUGAAGCUUUCAAUAAAGCCAGGGGACAUAAAAUGGAAAGAGAAAACUAUCUGGAGGAUUUACAACAACGGAAACCCCAAACAUUAUCCAAACAAGAUGAGAAGCGCUUGAUCGAAACAGCACCACCCAGUGACGAUGAAUGUCCUCCCGAGAGUUACCCGCGACGAGAUCAUACUGACGUGCAUCAUCGACAACGUGGUAAUAGGUAUGCUCCAUAUUCUCCUAGUAGACCACAACAUCGUGGCCCUCGGGAUGGCAAGCGUGGAUACAGAACGUUCCACGAGGAUCGUUAUCCAGCACGGGAGGACGACCGCUGGUAUCCUGAAGUAGAUUUUGUCGAUCAAAGGAUAGAAAGUCGUCGUGUGCGAGACACGCCGAGAUACGGGGAUAAUAGGGGUCAUUUGACUUAUGAUGUGGAUCGGUAUCCACAUGUGGAUGAAGAAAGGUUGCCAGGCUAUCGCGAGAGACGCAUAAACGAAACUGAUCGUCGGGGUGAACUGCGAUCUGACAGGAAUUUUCAUCGUGAAAGAUUUUACCCGGAAAAUUCUUGCGAACAUGAUGAUUAUUAUAGAAGGCAUGAAAUAGACCAAUGGAAUCAUACAAGACAUCAUGAUUGUUACCUCAGUGCGCCUCCUCGUGGGAGAAACGAUAGAAGAUGGGAGGAAGAAGACUACAUGGUAAAUUAUGAUCGGUACCACAGGCACAGCAGAGAUGACAGAUAUCAUUAUAGUAGAUCGAGUCGAUAUCAUAGAUGAAGACUGAAAAGUUUAUUGAAACUACUAUAGUGGAUAAGAAGUAGGCGGACGCCAGGAAAGGUAUGGUUUUUAAAGUUGCCAAGAAUGAAACAAUGUAACUCUCGCAAGUUAGUAUGCUCAUUAGUUGCCUUUGUUUUUAAAUAAUUUUUACUUAGACUAAAUUUUGCCAUAUGAUUUUAGAACCUCUUAAACGGCUCUAUAUCGACGAAUGUUUUAUUUAUAGCUGCAAGAAAAACAUUUUUAGAUUUAUUCUGCAUAAAUCGAGUAAAUAAAAUCGUAAGAGGUUACUCCACACUUUUUGAAACCGAAAAAUCAUAAUAUAUUUUGCACUU